UCUAUUACCUGAAGGUCAGAUCAGGUCACCUCUACUCGCUAAAAUGUCUCUUAUGAGGGUAUCUGCAAUUCGUCUUUUUCGGCCGAUAGCGGCAGUAUGCCAAGUGCAGCGUGGUUAUUCCAAUGAUCAUGGUGUCAUGGGCUCCGGAUCCGGCAAGGGUGGAGGAACAGGUGGAUCCAUCCGCGAUGCUGGUGGAGCAUUCGGCAAGAUGGAAGCAGCACACGAGGAGCAAUACUUCAGACAGCUGCAAGCUGAGCAGCUGAAGGCCCUCAAGAAGCACCACGACGAGGAGAUUGAGGCCCACGAGCGAGAAAUCAACCGUCACGCUGAGGAAAUCAAGCGGCUAAAAAAGCGCCGGAGAGAGAUUGAUAGUCACACCGGGUCAAGUAGCGAUAGCGAUUAGAUUUGGUUGAUUUUGCAGGUUGGCAGGUUUUUUUUUUUGCAAGCCCACAAGUUGAUAAAUGAGUACUUCUCUGUCAGAAAUUGCAGGCUGUCUGUGCUGCCCAUCUCAAAUUUUGCCGUAACUCAACGGCAGUCUGAUGCUGUACCGUGUUCUGCAUAUACCAUUGUCAUUAAAGAUCAUAAACUCACCAAAAAAAUGUCGUUGAAAUACACUGAUUAUUUGAUAGUAGCUUUACUCCUUUGCAGUGACUUGUUCAAUUAAAAUUUUACCUGGAAAUUAAGUCCACAGUGUCCGUUCCUUCCAUAAACAAGAUUUGCGCUUUAUGGAAAAAAAGUAGUUUUGCAUUUUUUUUGGUGACCUUUUCACAGAGCGUCUCAGCUUUUGUGAAAGAUAUGACAAGGAUAAGGAAAUAUUUGAAGACAGGAUGUUUUAAAAGUAUUCUAAUUUUUAAGUUGCAUGCACAGACUUGAUGCAUUUACCACCAGUAGUGUUUAUGAACAUGUAAAACUUGAUAUUCAUUUAUACUGAUUAUUGCAGAUGGUGUUUAAAGUUAUGCUACAGAAGGAAAAUCUCUUAUUUUCCACUUCAAGAACGUCAUCGUUAUGGAAUUCAAUGGGGCCAGUAUCUGACAACUACUGAGAGACAGUGGGUGUUUUUUGUGCACUGAUGUCAUUGCAUCUCAUAAAGAUGAAGAGUGCCCUCGUUUGUUGCAUAUGGAGUAGGAAUUUCUUUCUGUUUGUUGAUUACCGUGAUUAUUAGGCAAAGCUAUGGAUUGUUAAUAAAGGAUUUUAGUUAUGGCAUCUUUAA
Acanthaster planci (crown-of-thorns starfish) is the source of this 1210-nucleotide messenger RNA. RefSeq lists its product as uncharacterized. Gene Ontology annotation, cellular component: mitochondrion. The record is from RefSeq and is a predicted model, not a curated record. Gene Ontology annotation, molecular function: ATPase inhibitor activity. Gene Ontology annotation, biological process: negative regulation of ATP-dependent activity. Lineage: Eukaryota; Metazoa; Echinodermata; Asteroidea; Valvatida; Acanthasteridae.